Messenger RNA from Caenorhabditis briggsae, 618 nucleotides. NCBI's taxonomy places the organism in Eukaryota, Metazoa, Nematoda, Chromadorea, Rhabditida, Rhabditidae. The coding region runs from base 1 to 618 and encodes 205 amino acids. The record is from RefSeq and is a predicted model, not a curated record. The transcript is spliced from 3 exons.
AUGAAGAAGAAGGAGAGAGAGGCAGAGGAUGAGAAGCCACCGAAAGUUUCGUCAAAAGGCAUUCAGAAGAACUUGGAUUUCAAUUUCAAAAUCCGAAAUAUUUUGACGAAGGCGGCAGCCAACGGAGAGUUGGAGGAGGCAGUUAAGGAAGUUCAAGACUUACUGAAGGCAAGAAACGGAGAGCUGCUGCUUCUGGAUUCCGAUCCAAGUCUUCUGCAGACGAAGGAUAAGUUAGACGCCUUGAAGGCCAUCGCUGGAGUCGAUUCUGAAAGUUCGACGACGCAAUCUGACAUGACUUCAAUCCUUCUCCUCUCUAAUCUUGCCGGCAAUAACGGAAGCGGAGGAUUCCACGGAGAAAGCAAAAGACGUAGGGCAGAGCCGGAAGUGCUCGGCAAUAUGGAGGCCAGGGAUUCGGUGGAGGCAGAGGUGGAAAAGGAGGAGUCAAGUGCUUCAAGUGCUCCCAGUAUGGUCACUAUGCCACAGAAUGUGAACAAAGAAGGUAUGAGUUUUCCGGACAGACUGUCAGCAGCUAUAAUUAUCUCGCUUCCUAAAAACGCAUCGAAAAAUACGAUGAAAGCCCUUAGGGACGAGGUUUUUUCUAGGCCGCCCGGUGAGUAA